AGCCCCCUGGCAUGGUCGUGCCCCGAGCAGGGCUGAGCUCAUGCUCUGUCCCUGGAAGCCCUGUGGUGGUGAUGGGCAGGACGGUGGAUUCCUGACUCUGUGAGCCCGGUGCUGGCCCGGCCGUAGGGCAUGGAGCCGGGAGUCCUGCCGACACCGAGGGGGUCUCCCCAUUCCCUUUUAUCAUGCAGCGGGAUGAACGGGGCAAGGGCACGGCGGGCCGGCAGCGGCACCGAGGGCCCGGGGCGGGCCGGGCAGAGGGGAGCGGGGCCCGGCGGGGGAGGGCCGGGCCGGGGCGGGCGCGGCGCCGCCUCCCACCGGCAGCGGGCGGGCCCGGCGCGGAGCGGCGGGGAGAGCAGCGGAGCGGACGGAGAGGAGGUGGUGGGUCAGGCCAAGCUGGGCCGGAUGGGCGGCGCAGCGGGGCCAGGGCCCGGGGACCCCCAGGGUGGCUGAGCCGGCCCAUGGCGACGGGUGCAGGCACCUUUGCAUGGGCCGCCUUCCCCGCCAUGCCCACGCAGCGUGUGUACUGCAGCGCCACGCACCACGACGGGCAGCUCUUUGUGCUGGGCGGCUGUGGGAGUGGCGGGAGAGCCCUGGGUGCUGCUGAGGUGCUCGACCUCCCGACCCAGCGCUGGACCACUCUCCCACCACUGCCCACACCACGGGCUGGCGCUGCCGCCCUCGCCCUGGGCAAGCAGAUCCUGGUGGUGGGCGGUGUGGACAUGGCGCAGAGUCCCCUUGCCUCUGUGGAGGUCUACCAUGUGGAUGAGGGCAAGUGGGAGAAGAAGGCAGCGCUGGCUCAGCCUUCCAUGGGCAUCUCAGCUGUGCAGAGAGAUGGAGCCGUCUAUGCGCUGGGGGGAAUGGGUGCGGACACCUCUCCCCAGGCACUGGUCCGUGUCUAUGAGCCAGCGAAGGACCACUGGCAGCCCCUGCCCUCCAUGCCCACCCCCUGCUACGGGGCCUCCGCCUUCCUGCAGGGCAACAAGAUUUUCGUCCUGGGAGGCCGGCAGGGCAAGCUGCCCGUCACAGCCUUUGAGGCCUUCGACCUGGAGACGAGGAGCUGGACACGGUACCCCAGUGUGCCCAGCCGCCGCGCCUUUGCUGCCUGCGCCAUGGCCGACGGCAUCAUCUUCAGCCUGGGGGGGCUGCAGCAACCAGGGCCCCACAACUUCUAUUCCCGUCCCCACUUUGUCAACACCGUGGAGAUGUUCGAUCCCGCACAGGGUGUGUGGAGCAAGCCAAGCCGUGCUGUCCGCAUGAGGGAGAAGAGAGCUGACUUUGUGGCUGGCUGCCUGGGAGGAAGAGUGGUGGCCAUGGGUGGCCUUGGGAACCAGUCCUGCCCACUGGACUCAGUGGAAGGGUUCAGCCUCUUGCGGAAGAAGUGGGAGCCGCUGCCCCCCAUGCCCACUGGCCGCUGCUCCUGCUCCAGCUGCCCAGCACCCAGCCUGCUCUUUGUCAUUGGUGGGGUGGCCCAGGGCCCCAGCGGUGCUGUUGAGGCUCUAUGCCUGCGUGAGGUGCCCUGAGCAGGGCCCCAGGGACCAGGCCUGGCCGAGCACCAAGUGCCUGAAGACAGGGACAGGGUGUGUAAGCACCCACAUGUGCGGGUGACCCAUCUCUGGGGAGCUGCCAUCCUGUGACACUGGGCCACCGGAGCAGCCAUGGUUUCUCGCCAUGCUUCAGAAACCUCUCUCUGCUCCUGCACCACUGUGGCAAUUUAGCCCAGGGCAAAAUCCUGCCUGGUGGGAGGGCCAGGGCUGGCAUCGUGGAGGGAGCAGCAGCGGCAGGACUGGCACUGGCACGCUGCCCCAUCUGGCCCCGUCCGUGCCGUGUGUGUAGCAGUGAGUGCUGUGUCGUCGUAGACCCAGUUGAUGUCUCAUGUAGCACAGAGAUGCCCUGUAGCUCAGUGCCUAGGAGGUGAUGUAGCACCUUGAAUAAAUGAAACACGUGGAAUUUUA
Phalacrocorax carbo (great cormorant) is the source of this 1952-nucleotide messenger RNA. NCBI's taxonomy places the organism in Eukaryota, Metazoa, Chordata, Aves, Suliformes, Phalacrocoracidae. The record is from RefSeq and is a predicted model, not a curated record.